This is a messenger RNA of Orbicella faveolata, 570 nucleotides long. Its product is annotated as small ribosomal subunit protein uS9. The record is from RefSeq and is a predicted model, not a curated record. Gene Ontology annotation, cellular component: ribosome; cytosolic small ribosomal subunit. Gene Ontology annotation, molecular function: RNA binding; structural constituent of ribosome. Gene Ontology annotation, biological process: maturation of SSU-rRNA from tricistronic rRNA transcript (SSU-rRNA, 5.8S rRNA, LSU-rRNA); translation. Lineage: Eukaryota; Metazoa; Cnidaria; Anthozoa; Scleractinia; Merulinidae.
GUUAACCUCGUUUCCAUGUCGGUGAGCAUUUUUUUUCGUGCAUGCGCACCAGUGUUCUCUCUCUUGCUUCAACUCUUCGUUCAGAACAGAAAGAUGAGUCAGUCUGUACAAGUUUUCGGGCGAAAGAAAACCGCCACAGCUGUUGCCUUCUGUAAGCGUGGCAAUGGAAUCAUCAAGAUAAAUGGAUGUCCUUUACAUUUAGUUGAACCAUCAACUCUCCGAUACAAGGUUCAGGAGCCCAUUCUUCUUCUGGGCAAAGAGAGGUUUGAGGGUGUGGAUAUCCGAGUCAGAGUGAAGGGUGGUGGUCAUGUCUCCAGGAUUUAUGCUAUUCGUCAAGCCAUCUCCAAGGCCUUGGUAGCUUACUACCAGAAAUAUGUGGAUGAGGUCUCCAAGAAAGAGAUUCGCGACAUUCUCGUGCAGUAUGACCGCUCACUUCUGGUGGCUGAUCCACGCCGUGCAGAGGCUAAGAAAUUCGGUGGACCUGGAGCGCGCUCGCGUUACCAGAAGUCUUACCGUUAACUUUUUAUUCACAUGGAGUUGAAAUUCAAUAAAGUGUACUAAUUUGAGGAA